Arabidopsis thaliana (thale cress) is the source of this 2625-nucleotide messenger RNA. RefSeq names its product ARM repeat superfamily protein. The transcript has 2 exons. The coding region runs from base 787 to 2451 and encodes 554 amino acids. The record is from RefSeq and is marked reviewed. Gene Ontology annotation, cellular component: nuclear membrane; microtubule. Gene Ontology annotation, molecular function: microtubule binding. NCBI's taxonomy places the organism in Eukaryota, Viridiplantae, Streptophyta, Magnoliopsida, Brassicales, Brassicaceae.
AAAUAACGGAGACUUACCCUAAACCCGCCCAUCACACCAAACUCUCAACAUUCAAAAACAAAAGGUUGAAUCCUUUUUUUCUCUGGUUUUCUUCUUCUUCGCGUCGUAUCGUAAAAAGAGAAGAAGCGCGAUUCUCUAUUGGUAUCUGGGGACUCUCAGAUUCUUGGGUCUUCUUGAUUUUUGCUGGGAAAGAAGAAUUGGUACUUUAAUUUUGUUGGGUCAAUCUUCGCUGUAUCAGACACUGGUUCUCUUCGUUACUUUGCUAUUCAUCAACUUUACUCUUUUCAGAAUUCGAAACUCUGUAUUUCUCGAUUAGGGUUAUCUUCAAUUCAAUUCGAUUAGGAUUCGAAUUUCAAAAAAGGACCAUUUUCGUGUAUUUAUCAAUAGUUCAAUACGGAGUAUAUAAUCCCUUUUUGUGUUCGAUGAUAUUUAUGUUCACAGAUCAAGAUGUUCAUUUUUUGUUAAAAAGAUCAGUUUCUGGGAAGUUUAAAGUCAUCGAUUUCAUCAAUUUUCUGCGGAAUUUCAUAAUUCAUCCGGAGAAUGAUGUUUUCAUUUUUUUGGUUAGUUUUUUUUGGAAUUGAUUAUGGUACAUUUCUCAUAUGAAAAUUGGUGUUGAUUGAUUUGUUUUCCUUAUUCGGAUAUGAUUUAGAAUCAUUUAGUAUCUCAUUAUGAAAAAGUUACUAGGAUACACACUAAUAUAUCCGAUACUGUUGUCAUUUAUUGUCUAGCUUACUGAAUUCAUCAUUGUGGCUUUUUUUGCUUUUCAGAGGAACCAGGAGGGGGAGAAUGGGAAGAAAUCUUGGUUCGGCAUUUAGACAAGAGUUGGCUAAUCUUGACAAAGAUCCAGAUUCCCACAAGACUGCAAUGAGCAAUUUGAGAUCGAUUGUGAAAGAUUUGGAUGCAAAGGUGGUUCAUGUUUUUGUUGCUCAACUUUCUGAUGUCAAAGAGAUUGGGUUGGAGUCUGGUGGUUACACUGUAUCUCUCUUUGAAGACCUUGCUCGUGCUCAUGGAGUCAAGAUUGCUCCUCAUAUAGACAUUAUCAUGCCGGCGAUUAUAAGAACAUUGAGCUCCAGUGAAGGGUCUUUACGUGUUCAACAGGCUUGCUCAAGGGCAGUAGCUGCUAUGGCUAGAUAUGGAAUUGAUCCUACAACACCAGAAGAUAAGAAAACGAAUGUGAUUCAUUCUCUUUGCAAGCCACUCUCUGAUUCUCUUAUAGAUUCGCAACAUCAACAGCAUCUUGCUUUGGGAUCUGCUCUUUGCUUGAAGUCACUUGUGGAUUGCGAUAAUUGGCGAUCUGCUUCUAGUGAAAUGGUUAAUAAUGUUUGUCAAAGCUUAGCUGUUGCUCUUGAAGCUACUUCAAGUGAAGCUAAGUCUCAUAUGGCACUUGUUAUGGCACUUUCCAAGCACAAUCCUUUUACUGUCGAGGCAUAUGCAAGGCUUUUUGUGAAGUCGGGUCUGAGGAUUCUGGAUUUAGGUGUUGUUGAGGGAGAUUCUCAGAAACGGCUUUUAGCUAUACAGAUGCUCAACUUUCUGAUGAAGAAUCUGAAUCCCAAGAGUAUUUCUUCUGAGUUAGAGCUUAUAUAUCAAGAGAUGGAGAAAUACCAAAAAGAUCAGCAUUAUGUCAAAAUGGCAGCUCAUGAAACCAUGAGACAAGCAGAGAGAUUAAUAUGUGAGGCAGAUCCGAUGUUUGAUGCAGAGAACUGCAAGCCCCGAAACUCGCUCAGCGGAUCAGUCAAGUCUACAUCAAGUCUGCGAGAACAUGAUGGGAGUGUCUAUAGUAGACAAGAUAGGAGUUAUGUAAACGAUCAAGACGAGUAUGAUGUUUUGUUUUCUGGUGUAGCCAGUGGAAGAACUCUUGUCUCAGGCUCUCCUCUGGUGACUUUCGGAGACAAUAACCAAGAAACUGGUUUUGUUAUCGAGAGUCCAAGAAUUGGAGAUCAGAUUCAAUGUUCUGGUGUUGAAAAUGGCAACAUUGAGUCAGUUUGGUUCCAUCAGCGGAACAGAAGCUCCGAGUUUAAUGAAUCUGUGUGCUCUAGGACCAACCGCUCAAGAAGUUCAAGACGAAACACCAAGAAGAGACAAUCAGGAGACAUUUGUUCAAAACAUCACAGGCAUGGUUUCGCACAAGAUCCAUUCACUGAGUUACUAGAUAACAGACAGCAGCUGCUACAGUACAGUGAAACCUCGUCAUCAUCAUCAAUAUAUGAUACCUCUGGUACUACAACUCCAACCAACACAACAGAAGAUAUCUGUGAGAAACCAAAAACAGAUUUGGAUUCUGAGGCCAAACUUAAGACAGUGGAGACUGAACUAGACCCACGUCUGGGACGGAGCAAGGGUGUGUUAAAAUUGGGAUUGAGUGUCUUCUCUAUUGCAGUUGCAGGGUUUGCUUCUUUCAUGUGGAUGUAUCUCCAGGAUGAUAUGAUGCCUCCUCAUCUUGUUCCGACUUAAAAAGUCUAAGGGAUGAACAUUAAAAAGCUUAGAACUUACAUAGGUUCAAAUUCUAGCUUAGUUCUCUUGUUCUUUUGUCAAUGUGUGGAUCAUGUUCAAAUACUAGUUUGUUUGUUUUCUUUUUCCUAAUGAAUUUGUCACUUGUUCAAAAGUCGAAACAACUGUUAACCAGAC